ACUACCCAUUUAUUACUUUUAACCAUCCAACGACACCGUUACGUCAUUCCUCACUUUCCUUCCUUUCCUACCCCAUAUCGAUCUCUCAUCUCCGGAGAACCACCGCACCCCACCACCCACAACCACCGCACACCCUCUCUCAUUCCAAAGUUUGCUACUUUCCUCAUUCACACUUCAAUUCCCGGUACCCUUUAACCUUUGUGUCCCCAAUUGUUCAUGAAAUUAUCUUCUUACAAUGAACUUCGAGCUCUCAGACAGCAGUGGAACAGAUGAUGAUCUUCCACCGCCACAUCAGCAGAAAUUCCGAAGUGCGGGCCCGGGUACCGGGAACGGAAGAACUAUGGCUGUUGGCAAUGCUCCAUUUCCAAGAAUUCAAAACGAUAUGGAAACGCAAAUCCACCUUAUAGAACAAGAAGCGUAUAGCUCGGUUUUGAGAGCAUUCAAAGCUCAGUCCGAUGCUAUCACAUGGGAAAUGGAAAGUUUGAUAACGGAUCUUAGAAAAGAGUUGAGAGUAUCGGAUGAAGAACACCGAAAGCUUUUAGCUAGAGUUAACAACGAUGACAUCAUCAAGAGGAUAAGGGAAUGGAGGAAGACAAACGGGGCGCAACCUGGCACGCUAAAUAGUCCUACGGUUUCUGCAUCACAAAAGAAACAAAAGACGUCCCAUUCUGGGCCUUCAUCGUCGUUGGGCCCACCUCCACCCACCCUCCAGCAGCCAUCGUCAUCAGGCUUGAACCGUGGCUCUGGUUCAGGGUUCAGGGGAAAGAAGCCACAAUCUUCUUUGCAGUAUGGUUCGGCAAGUUUCAACGGCAGGGAACAAGUUCCUAAGCAGGGCUUUGAUGAAGACAACAACUCCGAUCCGUUGAUUGGGAGGAAGGUUUGGACAAGAUGGCCCGAAGAUAAUAACUUCUAUGAGGCUAUAAUAAAAAAGUUCAACCCUGUUGAGGGUCGUCAUGCUCUGGUCUAUGAUAGCAAUACGCCGAAUGAAGCAUGGGAAUGGGUUAAUCUUAGAGAGAUAUCUCCGAACGACAUCUGUUGGAAAUGGGAGGACGUUGGGGUUUCAAAUAGAGGUGCGCGAAGUGGAUCGGGCCGCGGGAUAAAAGCUUCAACACCUCGUGUUGGGACUAAUUCUGGUUCCGGAAGAGGUAGACCGAUCGCAAAGGGUCAGUCCAAGAAAGAAGCACCCCAAAAAGAAAACGGCGUUGCAAAGAAACCUUUGAACACUAUCGAAAUACUUCACACCGAUACCCUUGUUAAAGAGUUAGACAAAGUGUUCAGUUCAAGCAGUGCUGACCCAAUGGACAUUGAGAAAGCCAGAAAAGUGCUGAAAGAGCAUGAACAAGCCCUUCUGGAUGCUAUUGCAAAGCUUGAAGGUGCCUCGGAUGGUGAAAGCGACCGUGAUCAUAUAUCAAGCAAACAUGAAGCGGGUGACGGUUCAGAUGGCGUUAAAGCGGCUGUAGAGGAUCAGAAAAACGUCGGUCAAGACUUGUUGCAAUAAUCACUUCAAAAAUCAUGUGAUGUACAAUGUCUGUCUAAUAUAUUGUGAUUAACUGUUUUGGUUUUUUUUUUGUAAUUUAAUGUAUUAUGCUAUCCUUCUGUCAUCUAUAACUUCACAUGGCUUGUUUGUUC
Molecule: messenger RNA, 1629 nt
Organism: Helianthus annuus (common sunflower)
Lineage: Eukaryota; Viridiplantae; Streptophyta; Magnoliopsida; Asterales; Asteraceae
Product: protein EMSY-LIKE 3
Exons: 10
Coding region: 236-1498 (420 amino acids)
Biological process (GO): defense response to fungus
Cellular component (GO): nucleus
Source: RefSeq, a predicted model, not a curated record